AUGGCCUUUGGUGUGUUGAAUGGUUUUCUAAAUAAUAAACCCUUGUUCAGGAGCGCAUUCACUGCGGGAACAAAUAGCGGCGUAAUUGGACUCACAUUCUUAUGUAUGUACGAGAUAUUCUUUCUUUCUACAAGUCGUAACAAUGAACCAGAAAUAUCGAGAGAUCGUGAAGAAUUAAUUAGUAGUGCUCUAUCUGGUGGCGUAACCGGCGGAUUAUGGUCGGCGUUAGUAGGUGGUCGUCGGACAGUCGUUCCGGGUAUCAUUGCUUUUACGCUUUUGUGUGGAACCGGACAAUACUUUUACACCGGCUUGCACAAUUAUAGGCAACGAGUGAUUCUUGAAAAUGAAAAGGUGGAUAAAACCCGUGGCGGAAUACUUGAUUGGCUUGCGACAAAAAGUUGGUCACCGGUACGAAAGAUAUCCGAAGAGGAAUACUUUAAACUCAAAAAAGAUAAGUUGAAAGAAAGAGGUAUAGACACUUCGUUGGAGAAUGACGAUAGUUUAAAUGAUUCUAACAAGACGAAGUAG
Molecule: messenger RNA, 528 nt
Organism: Acaulospora colombiana
Lineage: Eukaryota; Fungi; Glomeromycota; Glomeromycetes; Diversisporales; Acaulosporaceae
Source: the annotation of a GenBank genome assembly